UUUUGCACUUACAAAGUUUUGUGAAUUCAUUUUCAUUUUUCUUCCGUUGAUUCAUUGCUCAACACAAACAAAGACUUCAACAAAUCAUGGGAGCCAAGAAGAUCUACAAUGGCUUCGUUGGUGUGGUUGAAGCUGUAGAAGAUGGACAUAGCAACGCCGAGCCGUAUCAGCUAUCGACUCUUUCCGUCGACCUCUCUCUUCCACUUCCCGCCAUGACUCCUCGCAUAAUCGAGUUGUGUAAGGAUCUGUUUAAGGAGUGGUCAGAGCUGGAUGCUUCUCGGUUCUCUGUUGAAACGGUCUCUGGUGGAAUCACUAAUCAGCUGCUUAAGGUUACGGUGAAAGAGGAAAGUGGUACUUCCGUUUCUGUCACCGUCAGACUAUAUGGACCUAACACGGAUUAUGUUAUCAAUCGUGACAGGGAACUACAGGCAAUCAAAUAUCUUUCAGCUGCAGGAUUUGGUGCCAAGCUUCUUGGAGUUUUUAAAAAUGGAAUGGUGCAGUCAUUUAUUCAUGCACGUACACUAGAACCAUCAGAUUUGAGAAAGCCAGAGCUAGCUGCCGAAAUUGCUAAACAGCUUAAUAAAUUCCACAAAGUAUAUAUUCCAGGUUCUAAUGAACCUCAGUUAUGGAACGAAGUCUUAAAAUUUUACGAGAAAGCCUCCACACUGCAAUUUGAUGAUACUGGGAAGCAAAGUAUAUACGAUACAAUUUCAUUUCAGGAAAUCCACAAUGAAAUACUUGAGAUUAAGGAACUAACGAGCCUUCUUAAUGCACCCGUAGUGUUUGCUCACAACGACCUGCUUUCUGGGAACCUAAUGCUCAAUGAGGAAGAAGGACGACUCUACUUCAUUGAUUUCGAGUAUGGAUCAUACAGUUACAGAGGCUUUGACAUUGGUAAUCACUUCAAUGAAUAUGCUGGCUAUGACUGCGACUACAGCUGUUAUCCAUCUAAGGAGGAACAGUAUCAUUUCUUCAGGCAUUAUUUACAGCCUGAAAAACCAGAUGAGGUUUCUCAAAAAGAUCUGGAAGCUCUCUAUGUGGAGUCAAACACGUUCAUGCUGGCUUCUCACUUGUAUUGGGCUUUAUGGGCACUUAUACAGGCAAGGAUGUCUCCGAUUGAUUUUGAUUACCUUAGUUAUUUCUUCCUACGUUACGGCGAAUAUAAAAAGCAGAAAGAAAAGUAUUGCUCUUUAGCGAGAUCUUUCCUUGCUGGAUCAGGAUUGGGUUGUGGUUCUGCAUAGAAGAUGCAAGCAGUUGGGGUUGUAAUUGGAUCGGGAAGUUGGUAUUUUUCAAUCUUUUUACUGAUCUUGUUUGAUAUCUGUUGUAAAUUUGUAUUUUGUACUCUGGAAUCUAUAGCAGAACUGUGUUAUCACGGACAGUUCUGAGAAGAUUUUAGAAGGUUUCCAAAUAGAAUCGAUUUGAAAGGACUUUUCUCCUUGUUAUUGGAAUAAAAGGAUAUAGAAUGAAAUGAAUUGUGUGA
Molecule: messenger RNA, 1480 nt
Organism: Cucumis melo (muskmelon)
Lineage: Eukaryota; Viridiplantae; Streptophyta; Magnoliopsida; Cucurbitales; Cucurbitaceae
Product: probable ethanolamine kinase
Exons: 11
Coding region: 87-1241 (384 amino acids)
Biological process (GO): phosphatidylcholine biosynthetic process; phosphatidylethanolamine biosynthetic process
Cellular component (GO): cytoplasm
Molecular function (GO): ethanolamine kinase activity; choline kinase activity
Source: RefSeq, a predicted model, not a curated record